UUGGCUGCCUCCACUCACACAGUUCGUUCCGGUACAUGUCAUGUGCAUGUGAGUGAAGUAUCUCCUUCCGUCAGAGCGCACAAGGAUCUACAUCUAUUAUCAGAACAAAAGAAACGCAAGUUGCAAAGCGUUCGCCCAUAGUGAAAGAUCCUGUAAUGCAGCAACCAUGAGCAGCAGCGGCAGCAAGGCCAGAUACGAGCUGAAAGAAGAGGUUGCCUCAGAGAGAGGGGACGCCGACGGAGAGGGAUUGGCGGGUUCAGGUACAUGUAUGCAUGUAGAUACCCCUUCGAAACAUCAACCCUCUGUAUUCUUUAUACAAAACCUGGCUGGAAAGUCAGUUUCGAUUCCAUUUAAUCCGGAAAUGACGGUUGGGGAGCUUCAGAAACAAAAUGAAUUUGACCACGGCCUGAUGCGUAGACGGGGAACAUGGGACGCUGGUGUAGCUCCCAGAGAGGGGGAGAAAAUUCCAGCCGAGAGACAGUGUUUGGUCUUUGAGGGAAGAAAGCUUGACGCAAAUUCAAGACUGGCCGAUUGCGGUGUUUCGUCCAAUUCCAAACUUUAUCUCAUUGAGCUUCAACCUCGUGGAAUAAGAAGCAGCCGCCCCAAUGAUAACGGUUGCACCAUUCCUCAAACAGAGUUUCGAUCCAUCACCCUACGACAACUCAAAGAAAUGGCCAUAGAAAUGAUGUUCCGCUGUCACAAGGACACUUGGACCAGCACCAAUCCUGCUCAAAAAGGAAAAAGGCUGCUACCGGAAGAGGUGACUCUCUACGAUCUCACACACUACUUCAUCAAGCCCGUCACAAAAGAACGCCAGUGCAGUUACGUUGAACUGAUUGCAGAUGCUCCUAGGGAGUGUAUGUGGUUCUGCAGCCAUUGGUGGGGCGCCCCAGUUCUGCACUUCAUUGCUUGUUUGGAACAACACGCCAUGGAUCGAUACCUGCCUCAUGCAGCAGACAAAGUCACUUAUUGGAUAUGUGCCUACUCCAACAAUCAACACAACAUACAAGAAGAAGUUCACCACAGCAGCCCGACAGACAGCUCGUUCUACAGGGCCAUGCAACUUUCCAAGGGUACAGUGUCAAUUCUUGAUGCAGACAGGGUCUGCUAUUCACGGAUUUGGUGUGGAUUCGAGGUGUCGGUUGCAAUUCGAGAUAUUGCAGAACAAAGGACGGAGAAAUACCUUUAUGAUAUCUACAGUGUUAGUCGACAAGAGCUGCAGCCUGUAGGUAUCACAGAUGGCUAUACUGCUAUGGAUGUGGACAGGCAAAGAAGGCACAAAGAGAUCCACAAUGAGGAAAGGGAGAUUCUUCGUUUUCAAAUGGAAAGACAAGAAAUGUUCCCCUUCACCCCAGAAGUCCUUGAUGUUUGUAUUGAGAAAGGAGAGGCUUCCGUGGAAGAAGACAAGUGGAAGAUUCUCAACUUCGUCAGCGGUCUUCGAAAUGGGAAUACACUACAGGUUCCUCCCAAAACGCACAAAUCCUAUGAUGAAGUCAAUGCUCUACUACGAGGGCGAUUUGCUAUUGCAACCUACAGGAUUGCACUGGACAAUAAUUUCCAAAUGGAGAAAUACAGAGAAGGAUUGACACAAUAUCCAGGUUUGAUCCAUCUUGAAAUGAGUUUUCUUGGGUGCACAGCCUUUCAAAAUGAAGCCAAGAACUUCAUGCUGUCUCUUCCAGUAUCAUUGCUGUCUCUUGACUUGGACUACUCGGAGAUUUACUUCGACACUUCAGAUGACUUCAUCAUUGGAUUGAACCGCCUCAACAGGCUGGAGUCGUUUGCCUUGAAGUUGCCAGACUGCGAUGCAACAACAUCUGUUGCAACCAUCUUUUCAGAACUCUACAGUCUGGCUCCAACCCUCCAAAAUCUCUCACUCAAUUUCAAGGGAUGCUUUUCUUUGGACUCUUCUGAGCAUUCUUUCAAAACAACUCUGCCAACACUGAUCAACCUCAAAUUCCUGAAGCUGAGUUUUGUACGCAGGAAGUUGGCAUUAAUACUUCAGCCGCUGACAGAGCUUGACAAUUUGCAGACCCUUGAUUUGAGUUUUGAGGAAGACUUGCCCAAAGGAGACUAUUUCUGUUCAACUUUCUCUGCCAUGACGGGACUGAAGAACCUUUAUUUGGAAUUCGGUCAAACAUGGAGCUUGACCUCAAUCAAUGGGCUUCUUGAGGAAAUCACACGCACCAAUGGUUUAGAAGUCCUUUCUGUGAAGGGUCUCUACGAUGGGUAUGUCAUUACAAAAUGCCCGCGUCUGCAGGGUUUAGAGUCAGGAAACAGUCAUUGA
This is a messenger RNA of Seminavis robusta, 2284 nucleotides long. The record is from the annotation of a GenBank genome assembly. Lineage: Eukaryota; Bacillariophyta; Bacillariophyceae; Naviculales; Naviculaceae.